AUGGCGUGCUUGGAAGCAGUGUGGAGAUCAUUUUAUAAAUAUGUUGAACAGGAGGAGUCCAGUGCAGGGGAAGGCGUCCCUCCAGAGUGGGUGCUGAUGGAGCUCCAGGGCGAGAUAGAGUCUCGAGAAAACAAACCACUUCCAGGAUGUGUGAUGGGAGAUCUUCAUUACACUAAGGAGGGUAUCCCAGUGCUGAUUAUUGGCCACCAUAUCUUGUAUGGGAAAAUCGUCCGCCUUGAGAAGCCGUUUGCUGUCCUUGUGAAGCACACAGAUACUCAUCAAGCCGAUGAUGUGGUGGAAAUGGGCGAGGGGACCCCAUCAACCUGUUAUCUCGUCAGAGCAUUAAUCAAGAAAAAAAUAAUUUUCAAAACACGUCCCAAGCCCAUUAUUACAAACGUACCCAAAAAGGUGUGAGGACCACAGAUGGAGGAUAGACAUCUACUUGUAUUGUCAUGAUAAAGCGCAUCUACAGGAUAAAGUUAAGACCUGAAAUGAGUGUAUGGCCAGCAGAUAGUGAGCACAGGAUUCACCAUCCUAAAGGCACAUUCCAAAACAGCCUGGUUUUCUAUUUUUAUACACGAAGCAUACAGUGCGUACUGAGCAACAGAGUUUUGAAGUAUUUUGUAUUAAAUUACAUCCUGGCUGAGUUGCAGUGAGGAUGUUAGGUGCAUCUUCCAAAUUGUUUGUCACUGAUUUUUGAGGGUGGGCUUCUGUAAAAUUUCCUCCGUCAGUUUCUUUACCCUCUGUAGAAAAUUGAACUUUUGAAUGAAACUCUUAAAUAUAGCAAACUCAGCUGUUCAUCUCGAGGGCAGAUCUUAGCUGGAAGUUCACAGAUGCCUUUGAUUUUGCUGACAGUAAGAUCAUCUUUGAAACUCAGCAUGAGGUGGUUGGUACUGUUAUGCUAAUUUUCUGCUUAAUAGCAUUGCUUUUGUAAUGGCUGAAUUUUUGACAGAGAGCAGUUUUUACACCUUUAACACUGGACGAAAGUUUAGAAAGUGCUUCAGAUGCUUCAGUAAACAAAUCCAGAGAUACAAGA
Messenger RNA from Protopterus annectens (West African lungfish), 1036 nucleotides. RefSeq names its product chromosome transmission fidelity factor 8 (gene CHTF8). Gene Ontology annotation, biological process: mitotic sister chromatid cohesion. The record is from RefSeq and is a predicted model, not a curated record. Gene Ontology annotation, cellular component: Ctf18 RFC-like complex. Bases 1 to 414 code for a protein of 137 amino acids. NCBI's taxonomy places the organism in Eukaryota, Metazoa, Chordata, Ceratodontiformes, Protopteridae. The transcript has 3 exons.